This is a messenger RNA of Puma concolor (puma), 1212 nucleotides long. Lineage: Eukaryota; Metazoa; Chordata; Mammalia; Carnivora; Felidae. The record is from RefSeq and is a predicted model, not a curated record.
AUGGAGCCCCCGGUCCAGAUCUUCCGCGGAGUGGUCCCACCUGCCCCGAGCACCUGUCCCAACGGCAGUGGCUGGUCGCCGGGCUGGGCCGAGCGGCACAGCAGCGGGGCUCCGAGGGCGCCGCAGCUGGAGCCCGCGCACAUCUCUCCCGCCAUCCCGGUCAUCAUCACCGCGGUCUACUCGGUGGUGUUCGUCGUGGGCUUGGUGGGCAACUCCCUGGUCAUGUUCGUGAUCAUCCGAUACACAAAGAUGAAGACAGCAACCAACAUUUAUAUAUUUAACCUGGCAUUGGCGGAUGCUUUAGUUACUACGACCAUGCCCUUCCAGAGCACCGUCUAUCUGAUGAAUUCCUGGCCAUUUGGGGACGUGCUGUGCAAGAUUGUCAUUUCCAUUGACUACUAUAACAUGUUUACCAGCAUAUUCACCUUGACCAUGAUGAGUGUGGACCGAUACAUUGCUGUGUGCCACCCCGUCAAGGCUUUAGACUUUCGCACACCCAUGAAAGCAAAGAUCAUCAACAUCUGUAUUUGGCUCUUAUCGUCAUCUGUCGGCAUAUCCGCGAUAGUCCUCGGAGGGACCAAAGUCAGGGAAGACGUGGAUGUCAUCGAGUGCUCCUUGCAGUUCCCGGAUGACGAGUACUCCUGGUGGGACCUCUUCAUGAAGAUCUGUGUCUUCGUCUUCGCCUUCGUGAUCCCUGUCCUCAUUAUCAUCAUCUGCUACACCCUGAUGAUCCUGCGCUUGAAGAGCGUCCGUCUCCUCUCUGGCUCCCGAGAGAAAGAUCGUAACCUCCGUCGGAUCACCAGGCUGGUCCUGGUGGUGGUGGCGGUCUUUAUCAUCUGUUGGACCCCCAUUCACAUCUUCAUCCUUGUGGAGGCCCUGGGGAAUGCCUCUCACAGCACCGCUGCCCUCUCUAGCUACUACUUCUGCAUCGCCUUGGGUUAUACCAACAGCAGCCUGAACCCCAUUCUCUAUGCGUUUCUGGAUGAAAACUUCAAGCGGUGUUUUAGGGACUUCUGCUUUCCAGUUAACAUGAGGACGGAGCGACAGAGCACCAGUAGAGUCCGCAACGCCGUUCAGGAUCCUGCUUACAUGAGGGAUGUUGAUGGGACAAAUAAACCAGUAUGACUAGUCGUGGAGAUGUCUUCCUACAGUUCUUCGGGAAGAGAAGAGUUUAAUGAUCUAGGGUUAACUCAGAUCAGCACCGAAGUCUGA